Messenger RNA from Phyllostomus hastatus (greater spear-nosed bat), 820 nucleotides. It is a transcript of the gene S100A13, whose product is annotated as S100 calcium binding protein A13. Lineage: Eukaryota; Metazoa; Chordata; Mammalia; Chiroptera; Phyllostomidae. The transcript has 5 exons. Gene Ontology annotation, molecular function: RAGE receptor binding. Gene Ontology annotation, cellular component: perinuclear region of cytoplasm. Gene Ontology annotation, biological process: positive regulation of cell population proliferation; positive regulation of canonical NF-kappaB signal transduction. The record is from RefSeq and is a predicted model, not a curated record. The coding region runs from base 429 to 725 and encodes 98 amino acids.
CGCCCCUAUUUGGGCGUCUCCCGUCUUCAGAAUCAACUAGGAAACUUGACACCUCUGGGCUUGGGAGUGGUUGCCUCUCUGCCUGACAGGCUUGUAAACCUCAGCUCCGCGCGCUUCCACCCAUCUCUGUGACUUGUCCCGAGAGAAGGGAAGGGAGGGAGAAACAUUGGUCAGCUGCCUCUUGUGCCCCAAACCCGGGACAGCCCAGGCAUGUGCUCUGAUCAGGAAUCGAACUGGUGACUCUUUGUGGGACAACGCUCAACCAGCUGAGCCAAGCAGCUCCGCUGGGAGGAGUAGGCGCCGUGCCUGUGGUUGAAGACCCAGGUUCCCUAACAAACAAACGAGCUUUGGAGGCAAACAACCUUCUGACUCGCUGAGACCGGGUCAGCCCUGUGAGGCCAUCAGCUGCUGUCCCAGGGUCCUUCCUAAUGGCAGCAGAGCCACUGACUGAGCUGGAGGCGGCCAUCGAGACAGUGGUCACCACCUUCUUCACCUUUGCAGGGCGAGAGGGCCGGAAGGGCAGCCUCAGCAUCAAUGAGUUUAAGGAACUGGCCACUCAGCAGUUGCCUCACCUGCUCAGGGAUGUGGGCUCUUUAGAUGACAAGAUGAAGAGCUUGGAUGUGAAUCAGGACUCAGAGCUCAAGUUCAAUGAGUACUGGAGGCUGAUUGGGGAGUUGGCCAAGGAGAUCAGGAAAGAGAAGGCCCUGGAGAUCCGGAAGAAGUAAAACUUGCUGGCCAGGAUGCUGGGUGGGGGGUGGGCAGGGCAGGGCAGGACCACACAGAACCCCAUUCCCCCAAAUAAAACUUCCUCCUUAAAACA